AUGKCGGAUCCCGCGCCCAAAAAGGAUGGCGGCGCGUCGGAGAAGGAAGUCAACGCGCAGCGGCUUGUACAGUUCAAGGCUCAGCAUCUUUUGAUUGUUGCCUUUUUCUUGCUCAUAUUCCUCUUUCACGCCCUCGCCAUCUACCUCUUCUGCAGCGGAUUCCUGCUUUCCCGACUUGUCCUCCAAGACCGAUCGACUUGCGCCAUUCCUCCCAUCGACCUCGACUACCAAGCAGGAACAUACCUCACCGGCUCACAGGAGCGAGGAUGCUGGCAUCCGAAAUCCUUUGACAAGGCCGUCGUCGUGGUCAUUGAUGCGCUGCGGUACGAUUUCACGGUGCCCUUUCAAGCGAAGGCGGGAGAUGAGCAGCCACAUCACUUUCACGAUGCGCUGCCUGUAUUAUACGAGACUUCUGUACAAGAGCCACACAAUGCUUUCCUUCGUCCUUUCAUUGCGGAUCCACCCACUACGACUUUACAACGAUUGAAGGGUCUGAUGACUGGGACUCUCCCUACUUUUAUAGAUGCGGGAUCGAACUUUGCGGGGACGGCGAUUGAUGAGGAUAACAUGGUGGAGCAGCUCUUCAAGGCUGGCAAGAAGGUCGUGCAUCUCGGGGAUGAUACAUGGCAUUCGCUGUUUCCUGGAUACUUUGAGCCGAACUUGACCCAUGCCUACGAUUCGUUCAAUGUGUGGGAUUUGCAUACCCUGGAUAACGGGGUCAAUGAGCACAUCUUUCCACUUUUGGAGCCAUCCAUGGAGAAUCGAUGGGAUGUGAUUAUUGGCCAUUACUUGGGAGUGGAUCAUGCUGGACAUCGAUACGGACCGGAUCACCCUGCCAUGGCAGAUAAAUUGAAGCAAAUGGACGGUGUGCUACGGCGGAUGAUMGAUGCUUUGGAUGACAAAACUCUUCUCGUUGUGAUGGGCGAUCAUGGAAUGGACGUCAAGGGUGACCAUGGUGGUGAAUCCGACGAUGAGGUCGAGGCUGCGUUGUGGAUGUAUUCGAAACGUGGAAUCUUUGGUCGAAAGGACAAGGCGUCUUUGCUCCCACCAGCGACUGCCAAGGAGCGAUUCGUUUCCCAGAUUGAUCUGGUACCAACCCUUUCCCUCUUGUUAGGGCUUCCCAUUCCCUUUGGCAAUCUUGGACAACCCAUCGAAGAGGCUUUCCACGCAUCCGACUCCCUCACAAAGCCGAACUAYGCGAACCUCGCUCAGGUCAGCCGACUCACCUCUGCUCAGAUCCAUCGGUACCAAGCAGGCUAUGCCAAAGCCAAGAACAUACCUGAAUCCGCUACGUCUCCUCUGUACGCUCUAUGGGCAUCUGCUACCGAGAAGUGGAAGAUGGUCACCUCCAAGCCUAUCWAGUCUGGUUAUAAUGUCGAUAUCAAUGCGUACGAGACGUUCCGAGCGUAUCAAGCGGAGAAUCUGAGGAUAUGCAAGAGUUUGUGGGCAAAUUUUGAUCUUGUCAGCAUGUCCAUGGGUAUCAUCGCGCUGGUCGGUACAUUUCUAGUCAUCGUCAUGUACGCUCAGGGUGUCAAUGGCGACCGGGCAGCACUCACUCCUGCUCUUCUUGGAUGGGGUUUGAUGGGUACCACAAUCGGCGCUACCGUAGGAGCAGUCACUGCAGCAGUAUCGGGCCUUUCUUCAAUGCAGCUGAUAGCUUUUGGAGCUGCAUUGGGAGGUAUCCUCGCUACUUUGUUGGGAUUCUAUCCGGCGCGGGAGAUCUUGAAAGUACCGGUUCCUACUACCGUCUGGGGAUGGCUUUGCACCAUUGCUACCCUGCUUCUCUGCAUUGGCUUCGCCUCCAACUCCUUCACGAUUUGGGAAGACGAGCAGUUGCUCUUCCUUCUAUCCACCUUCGCAGUACUCAUGCUCGGAUCUUCCUUGGGACAGGCGGACCGGCAAGACCAGAUCCUGGGCGCGACAAACUCGCUCUCCUUUUUGAUUUGCACGCGUCUCAGUUCAUUAUCGCGACUAUGUCGCGAAGAGCAAAUGCCGAACUGCAGGUCAACAUACUACGCCUCGUCAACCUCAUCGACCUCCGCGAGUUGGCAACUUCUGAUUCCCUUCGCUGUUGCUCUUGUCCUGCCAGUCGCCAUCAAACACUUUUACGUCCGUACUACCAACUAUCAUGGCUCGGCGGUCUUCUGGAUCGGUAUCGCACUUCGUCUUGGUUUAAUAGCGGUGGCUAGCUUUUGGGCCAUCGACGCUGCAGACGAUGGAGAUUGGUUUCCUCAAUACUCCAAAGAUACGCUCAAGACAGUUCGUGUCUGGCUGGCGUGGGCAGUGCUUGCGGUGGCAUUUGCGGCUGGGUAUCCUACUUUCUUGGCGGCCUCCCCAAUGCUGGAUGUGAAAACGGAAGAAGCGCAGGAGAAGCCUACGUCUACGUCGAAGCCUAUCAAUGACGAUGAUCCCAACACUGUCCUGACGACCAUCAAUGCUGCUCCGGCUCCUCGCUCGAAGCUCAUCAUAUAUGGCUAUGCCAACACACACGGUACGCGCUACUUCUUACUUCCCUGCGCUUGGAUUCUGGCAUUGCUACUUUUGCAAAAGCCCAUGGGCCAGGGAGCAUUAGCCCUCUGCAUGAUUUCCAUCWUGAACAUCUUCGAGGUAAUUGACGCCAACAACCUACGCCGAUCUCCUCUAGGACCAGUUCUUCUGGCUUUGCUUGGAAGCUUCCACUUCUUCAAGACCGGACAUCAAGCAGCUCUCGUCACAAUCCAAUGGGAAUCCGCCUUUGUACCACUAAAGACUAUCCAAUACCCCUGGAGUCCCAUCUUCGUCGCACUCAACACCUUUGGCCCGCAAAUACUUUGUGCCAUCGCGGUCCCCACCAUCACAAUGUGGAAAGUUCCACCUAAACAUCCCGGGCUAUUGGGACGGAUCGCGGGAAGUAUGKCGACGCAUAUCUUGUUUUAUGCUGCGAUUGCAGUUGCGACGGUGAUUGAAGCGGCGUGGUUGAGGAGACAUCUUAKGUUGUAUCGGGUGUUUAUGCCGAGGAUGUUGUUGGCUAUCACGGUCUUGGGGCUUGUGGAGGUUGUGGGGGUGUUGGUGGGGAUUGUUGGGGUGAGGUUUAGUAUGGUUAGUGUGGGGGAUAUUUUCGGGUGGGCCGAGUAA
Molecule: messenger RNA, 3114 nt
Organism: Ramularia collo-cygni
Lineage: Eukaryota; Fungi; Ascomycota; Dothideomycetes; Mycosphaerellales; Mycosphaerellaceae
Product: related to phosphoethanolamine N-methyltransferase
Exons: 2
Coding region: 1-3114 (1037 amino acids)
Biological process (GO): GPI anchor biosynthetic process
Cellular component (GO): endoplasmic reticulum membrane
Molecular function (GO): mannose-ethanolamine phosphotransferase activity
Source: RefSeq, a predicted model, not a curated record